AUGAAGACACUUGUCCUCCUCUCUGCCCUUGUCCUUCUGGCCUUCCUGGCCCAGGCUGAUCCUCUCCCAGAAGCAAAUGAGGGGGCUAAAAAUGAGGAGCAGUCAGGGGUAGAGGACCAGAAUAUGUCCAUCUCCUUUGGAGACCCAAAAGGCUCUGCUCUUCAAGAAGCAGCUGCAAGAAGGGUGAGAUGCUUCUGUAGAAAAAAUGCCUGCAGACGUUAUGAACAAAUCUCAGGGCUCUGCAACAAAGGUCCAGUACGCUAUGUAUUCUGCUGCCGCUGA
Peromyscus eremicus (cactus mouse) is the source of this 282-nucleotide messenger RNA. RefSeq names its product alpha-defensin 9-like. Lineage: Eukaryota; Metazoa; Chordata; Mammalia; Rodentia; Cricetidae. Gene Ontology annotation, cellular component: extracellular matrix; extracellular region. The transcript is spliced from 2 exons. Gene Ontology annotation, biological process: innate immune response in mucosa; defense response to Gram-negative bacterium; cellular response to lipopolysaccharide. The coding region runs from base 1 to 282 and encodes 93 amino acids. The record is from RefSeq and is a predicted model, not a curated record.